AUGGCCAAGGUCCAUGUUAUUGACAAGAAGAAACGUCACCGCAAUAACAAAAAACACGUGGGAGCUACUAGUUCCAACGCCGCCAUUCAGCAGAUUCGUUCGGCCAAAUUACAGACGAACGCUGUGUUCUCUCUCACGGCGUCUUCCAACCCAAAUCCAAAGAGUUUAGGCCCAUUUAGUGACCGUCAACACAUUUUGGUGGUUGGCGACGGGGAUUUUUCCUUUUCUCUGUCUCUCGCGGUCUUUUUGGGAGGAAAAAAUCUAGUUGCCACUGUCUAUGACUCGAAAGAAGAUUUGAAGGAGAAAUACUCGAGUGCAUUGCUUAAUUGUGACGCUCUGGAGACUACAGGGGCUCAAGUACACUUUAGUGUCGACGCAACAUGUCUGGAGAAAGAGAAAUGGCUCAAUAGUGCUCAGCCAUUCCACUCAAUCGCCUUUAAUUUCCCGCAUCUUGGCGGCGCGACGGAGGCAGAUGUGGCAAACAACCAGAAAUUGUUACGAGGAUUCUUCUACUCGACUCGGCAGUAUUUGCACCCCACUCGUGGACAAGUGCUUGUAUCACUUCGUAACACGUUGUUCUACAAUCGCUGGAACAUUCAAGAGCAGGCCGCAGUGAGUGGUUUCCAGCUGAAACGGACGGAGGUGUUUGACGCGAGCAUCUACUCCGGCUACGAGCCGCAGCGAACGCACCCGGCAUCGUUCCGAGGCGAGCCACCAUCCACAACUGGAGCUCAUUACUUCAUCUUUACUCCAAACGAAAACAUUAAAGUGGCUGAUCCGUAUCAGGAAUCCUUUCAGGCGCUGAGUAGUGUUGGAUCUGUUUGUGGGCGAGUUGUAAAAAAGGGAGCACUGAAAACAAGCACAGCUGCAUUACCUAUAAAGACGGUUUGCCAACCUUGUGGUCUCACGUUUCGGGACGUAAAGAAAUACAAUGGACAUAUGAAUUCGGCUAAACAUGCGAAGAAGAUAAAGAUGCUGAGGAAGAAGAAGCACUGA
Molecule: messenger RNA, 996 nt
Organism: Peronospora belbahrii
Lineage: Eukaryota; Oomycota; Peronosporomycetes; Peronosporales; Peronosporaceae
Source: the annotation of a GenBank genome assembly